This is a messenger RNA of Darwinula stevensoni, 1263 nucleotides long. Lineage: Eukaryota; Metazoa; Arthropoda; Ostracoda; Podocopida; Darwinulidae. The record is from the annotation of a GenBank genome assembly.
CCUCCACCGUCAUGAGGGGCCUGGCGAUUCUCUGGCUUUCCUUCGUGGGCGUGUUCGGGGAAGGGAGGGAGGAGUGCGGGGGGGUGUUGACGGAUGACUCGGGUGUCAUCCUAUCUCCCAAUUACCCCGAGGAAUAUCCCGUCAAUUCUGCCUGCAUCUGGUUCAUCAUGUCAGAGUUCCCGGUUAUACUGACUUUCGAAGAGUUCUUCCUCGACGGCGAGUCCUCGAAUUGCGAAGACGAAUACGUCAAGAUCACGAAUUUCGGCUGGGCCACCUUCUGCGGGGAAGACGCACCGUCCAGCUUAGAAAUUUCUGACACAGAAGUCACCGUCAUCUUUAAGAGCGACGCAAUUCCCUCCGCUAUCGGCGACCGCCGGUUCCGCAUAAGCUAUCGCGUCGACAACGGGUGCGAAAUCGGAUGGAAUCGGUUCCAAGAUAAUUGUUAUCUUCACAUCACCACAGACGAGAAUGACUUUUCGCUGAAUAACGCCGAGGCACGAUGCCAGGCCAUGGGGGCUCACGUCGCCAGCGUCCAUUCGGAGGAAGAAAACCAAUUCAUUGCGCAACGGGUUCGGCGCCCUGUCAGCUACAUCGGGGCAAGUGCAGGACCGAAUUUCUCGAGCGAUAGAAACGACUUUGAAUUCUUGGACGGUACUCCAACGGAUUUUUCCAAUUUCAAUUCCGGAGAAGUCUAUCUCGUGAACGACAAUUAUUUCGUGCUCAUGGUCGACAAAUGGAUCAACUUUCCCUGCGACGAACUACGUUCCUAUAUCUGUGCAAAUUCCAAUGGGUCGGAAAUCACCGUCUGGCCCUCGAACAGCACUUUCGAAGCUGCCCGAAGCCAUUGCUCAUCAAACGGCAGAGAUUUGAUGAAGAUCUCGGACCAAGAACACAUGUCAAACGUCCUGCGAAAAUUCCUGGAAUUACGAAACCUCGAUCCAGCGACGGAAUUCUGGAUCGGCCUGCGCCGCGACGAAUCCGCCCGGGAAUGGCUCUGGGUCCAAGACGGAUCCGAAUCGGACUACGACAACUGGGUCCCGGGUUACCCGACCGGUUAUCCGAACCACGACUGCGCGGCCACGGUUCCAUCCACGUGGGCCACCGUCGCCUUCACGGCCCCCGCGUUCACGUGCAAGAAGCUCGCAGCCAGCCCCUGAGAGUGCGUUUUUCAAAUUUCAUUAUCUGGAAAUUUGCAUAUACAGGAUGAAAUACAUGGUUGGAGAUGAAUCCGAUCGAGAUUGAUGGAAAUACAGUCGACCCCGC